Molecule: messenger RNA, 2960 nt
Organism: Leopardus geoffroyi (Geoffroy's cat)
Lineage: Eukaryota; Metazoa; Chordata; Mammalia; Carnivora; Felidae
Gene: IRX6
Product: iroquois homeobox 6
Exons: 6
Coding region: 1145-2500 (451 amino acids)
Biological process (GO): neuron differentiation; cell development; regulation of transcription by RNA polymerase II
Cellular component (GO): nucleus
Molecular function (GO): DNA-binding transcription factor activity, RNA polymerase II-specific; RNA polymerase II cis-regulatory region sequence-specific DNA binding
Source: RefSeq, a predicted model, not a curated record
CCCGAGAGCCUGAAUCUAGCUACAGUCCUGGGGAGGCUGGGGUGGGGAAUCAGAUUCCGAAGCACAAAGACGGGCGGGCCAGUGGGAACCACCGACGCUCCCCGGCCGCGGCCCCAACCAGUGCCGGGCCUGUGGCGAGAACAAACUUUCCUGCAGCGGAGGGGCGGGGGAGCCGGGCUGGAGGCUAGUCCCCCGAGCCGCCGCUCUCCUCCACCUGCCUGUGUUCAACCUGCGCCCAGCCUUCGCCCACCCCAGUUCCCUCCCCUCCCCCGCGCGCCUCUGUUCGCUUGGACUCAUCUCUCUCCUCUCCCCUCCUCCUUCUCCCUCUUGCCUUUCUCCCCCACUUUUCUCCUCUCUUUUUUCUCCUGUCUCUUCUUUUGUAUUCUCUCCCCCCUCGCCGCCUGGCUUGCUUCUCUCCUCCUCCGGGCCGCAGGGGAGGAGGUAAACGCGCUGCGCCCGGGGCCUGCGCGGCACAGAGGGAGGCGUUUCUCCUACUUCUCCCGGGUAAUUUGGAGAGGUUGUGUGUGUGUGUGUGUGUGUGUGUGUGUACGCGCGCGCGCGCGCGCGCGCGCGUGAGUUUAAGGCGAAAAGGGGUAGGAUCCAGCGCCAAACACAGAGGGUCAGGGUCUUUGACGUUCCUCACCAGCUGCACAAACCUCCCGGAACAAGUGUGAGCGUGGGUGAGAGUGCGCGCGCGCGCACGGGCUGGCUGCGCUUGGCACGCUUGGUGGCCCGGGGCCCCAGGGCCCGGGGGCCCGCCUGGCGGCCCGGGAUUACCGUGACGUCACAUUGAGCCUCUGGCCACCUUGGACUGGGACACCUCUGAAGCCUCACAGCCCGGCGCCGCGCCUCACCUUGCCUCGCCACCGCGCGACUUUGGGAACCCGCAUCCUCUCCCUUUCCUUGCCCAUCCAUGGGCCCUUCUGUCUUCCGGACCACGCGGGCCGGAGGGGCGCCUUCUGGAGCGCAGGGCUCGGCAGCCGGACUGCCCUCGGCUCUGCCUCCAGUCGUGCCAAGCGGGCGGAGGACCGGGCGCUGGGCACCAGCAGCCGUGUAAGGAACCGAGGCGGCGCACGGCUGGAGGCGCAGAAUCGCGGGGCUGAGGCGGGAACUCGCAAGGGAAGGAGGGCCAGGGACAGCUACCAUGUCCUUCCCGCACUUUGGACACCCUUACGGCAGCGCUUCCCAGUUUCUGGUGUCUGCAAGUUCCAGCGCCACUUGCUGCGAAUCCGCCCCGCGCUCGGUCCCAGACGUGGCCUCAGGCUCCACCCCGGCGGCCGCUCUCUGCUGCGCGCCCUACGACGGUCGGCUACUGGGCAGUGCGCGGCCCGAGCUGGGCGCGGCCUUGGGCAUCUACGGAGCCCCCUACGCGGCCGCCGCAGCUGCCCAGAGCUACCCAGGCUACCUGCCCUACAGCCCAGAGCCGCCCGCGCUGUACGGGGCGCUGAAUCCACAGUAUGAAUUUAAAGAGGCCGCAGGGAACUUUACACCUGGCCUGGCACAAGCAGGAGCCUAUUACCCCUAUGAGCCGACCCUGGGGCAGUACCAGUACGACCGGUAUGGAGCGGUGGAGUUGAGUGGCACUGGCCGCCGGAAGAACGCCACCCGGGAGACCACCAGCACGCUCAAGGCCUGGCUGAACGAGCACCGCAAGAACCCCUACCCCACCAAGGGCGAGAAGAUCAUGCUGGCCAUCAUCACCAAGAUGACCCUCACCCAGGUGUCCACCUGGUUCGCCAACGCGCGCCGGCGCCUCAAGAAGGAGAACAAGAUGACUUGGGCGCCCAAGAGCAAAGGCGGGGAGGAGAGGAGGGCUGAGAGUGGAGCAGAGGAGUCCCUGGGCUGCCUGAAUGGUGACGCCAAAGAUGCUUCUGCAAGCCAGGAGGCCCGAGGGCUCCGGCUGAGUGACCUGGAAGACCUGGAGGAAGAGGAGGAGGAGGAGGAGGAGGAAGAGGAGGAGGCCGAAGAAGAGGAGGCUGUGGCCACCGCUACGGACAGGCUGGCUGAGUUCCAUAAAGACUCGCAGGCGCAGCCAGCACCAUACGCCGCCGCGGCGGCUCGAGAGGCCCGGCUGGAGCGCCGGGAGUGCGGCCUGGCGGCGCGCCCCUUCUCGUUCAUUGAGCCCCCCGGGUCGGGAGAAGCGGAUUUCCUCCGGGCGGAGCCUGGGGGCCCCACGUUGACCCUGCACUACCCGUGCCGCGAGAAACCGCGCAUCUGGUCCCUGGCGCACACUGCGGCCGCCAGCGCUGUCGACGGGGCAGCGCCAGCCCCUCCCAGGCCACGAAGUCCCGAGUGCCGUCUGAUUCCGGGACCGCCUCCGGGCUCCGGCGGCCCACCCGCCGUCCCCAGAGACUCCGCGGGCGAAGAGUCUUCCCGCGCAGCCAAAGCCUUUGGAAACCACCCGUUCGCCCUGCAGGCGCCGCCGAUGAACUGUGCGCCCUGCCCGCGGCGGAGGGAGCCUGCAGUGCGGUGCCAGUACCCGUCUGGAGCAGAAGGUUAGCGCAAUGGCUGCGAUUUGCGGAAGAAUCUCGGAAAUACGCCCUACUUUUGGAACUCACCUCCACGCUCGGAAGCUGGGAGACCUUGCCAGGGACUGGGGGCUCUCACUUCGCCUAAGAGACAGACUCACAGAAACCCUUACCCCGGCCCUUCUUGCACGCAGAGCUGGGAGUGGCGGGCGGACGUGCAUCUCGCCAGACCCGCUGGAGGAGGUGGCGCGGGGCACCCGGAGGAGGGCCGGGUGGGACAGCCGGGCGAGUCGGUCCUGCGCACCCACUCGGGACACCGAGUCGGCCUCCCUCCUCUUGAUUCAGGGUCUGCAGCAACUCCUUCUCUCGCUCACCCCCACCCUACCCCCUUUCACUUUGUAACUUCAGCGCCGACCUGGUCCCUAAGGACCGCCUGCGUCUUCUCCUCGUCCUUAUUCCUUGUGUCCUCAAAAAAAAUCACAUCAAACCCGA